ACUUGUGCUCCGCGUCCACCAAUGAGGUCGCGCCUCGCGCACAAUGUCUCGCGACAAGGGCGUUUCGCCAGCACGUCUGGGGGCGUUGGGCGGCGUCCUGAUAUAAAAGACUCCGCCCGCUCGGGCAGCCGCCAUUCUGGAAUUCGUUUAGAGGUUUGAAUUUUCUCGGAGAAAGACAGGCCGGCCACGAGGAAAACAGAAACGAGCCGCAACAACAUCUAAGCCCUUGAAAGGAUCCAGAGGGGGGAAAGGGAAACCUGCAGCCACCAGCCCAACAACCACUUGUGUCUUCUGCCCCUGCCCAUCUAUCUUACCCACCCCACCAGCCCACGCUGCUUGGGACUUGAGAUCUGUGGCCGAAGGACCGUCACCACAUACUUCAAAAAUAAUCAACCACCCUCCCUUCCCAAACCCAACCCAAUUUAUCACUCAUCCAGCGUUUACCUUUUUUGCAUCCACUCAGAAUUUUUUUUCUACGACCCCCCUCCCUAAAUGGAGUCGGGUGGGGGGGGAAUGAAUGCUGAGUUGGCCUUUCUUUUUUAAGAGACUUUUUGAUCUAAUGAGGCCCCCUAAAUAAUUGAGUUUUGGGUCCUGGUUGGUUGUUUUAUUUUUUCUCCAAAUUUUGCCCCCUCCCCCCCUGAGCCCGAGGUGCUGACGUCGCAAAAAAAUUGGAUAAAACCAAGAUCAUGGGUUCUGGCCCCAUAGACCCCAAAGAACUUCUCAAGGGUCUGGACAGCUUCCUAACCCGAGAUGGGGAAGUCAAGAGUGUUGAUGGGAUUUCCAAGAUCUUCAGUCUGAUGAAGGAAGCACGAAAGAUGGUGAGUCGGUGCACGUACCUGAACAUCCUGCUCCAAACCCGGUCGUCUGAAAUACUAAUCAAGUUUAUUGAUGUAGGCGGCUACAAGCUUCUUAACAACUGGCUGACGUAUUCCAAGACAACCAACAACAUCCCCCUCCUGCAGCAGAUCCUGAUGACCCUCCAGCACCUGCCACUCACUGUGGACCAUCUCAAGCAGAACAACACAGCCAAGCUGGUGAAGCAGCUGAGCAAGUCGAGCGAGGAUGAAGAGCUGCGGAAGCUGGCCUCAGUGCUCGUCAGUGACUGGAUGGCCGUCAUCCGCUCCCAGAGCAGCGCACAGCCUGCCGAGAAAGAUAAAAAGAAACGCAAAGAGGAGGGGAAGAGCCGAGCCACGCCUCCUGAGCGCCCUCUGGCUGAGGUGAAGGCUGAAGCCCGGGCUGAAGAGGCACCAGAGAAGAAGAGGGAGAAGCCCAAGUCUCUGCGGACCACUGCCCCCAGUCAUGCCAAGUUCCGCUCCACUGGACUUGAGCUGGAGACGCCGUCCCUGGUGCCUGUAAAGAAGAACGCCAGCACCGUGGUGGUCUCGGACAAGUACAACCUGAAGCCCAUCCCCCUGAAGCGCCAGAGUGCCACAACUGCACCGGGAGACGUGGUCCCCCCUGCAGAGAAGAAGUACAAACCCCUCAACACGACCCCCAAUGCCACCAAGGAGAUCAAAGUGAAGAUCAUCCCGCCCCAGCCUAUGGAGGGUCUGGGCUUUCUGGAUGCUCUCAAUUCAGCCCCUGUCCCGGGCAUCAAAAUUAAGAAGAAGAAGAAGGUGCUGUCACCGACUGCUGCCAAGCCCAGCCCCUUUGAGGGGAAGACGAGCACGGAGCCCAGCACAGCCAAACCUUCAUCACCAGAGCCAGCCCCGCCUUCCGAGGCCAUGGAUGUGGACCGGCCUGGCACCCCAGUGCCGCCUGUGGAAGUCCCGGAGCUCAUGGACACAGCUUCUCUGGAGCCCGGAGCUCUGGACACACGGCCAGUGGAGAGCCCUGGGGAGCCCGGGCAGCUGACGCGGAAGGGCCGGAAACGCAAGACCGUGACGUGGCCCGAGGAGGCCAAGCUGAGGGAGUAUUUCUACUUUGAGCUGGAUGAGACAGAGCGGGUAAAUGUGAAUAAAAUCAAGGACUUCGGUGAGGCAGCCAAGAGGGAGAUACUGUCAGAUCGGCACGCGUUUGAGACGGCCCGGCGUCUGAGCCAUGACAGCAUGGAGGAGAAGGUGCCCUGGGUGUGCCCCCGGCCGCUGGCACUGCCCUCCCCGCUCGUCACUCCUGGGAGCAACAGCCAGGAGCGGUACAUUCAAGCUGAGCGGGAGAAGGGGAUCCUGCAGGAACUCUUCCUGAACAAGGAGAGCCCUCACGAGCCGGACCCCGAGCCCUAUGAGCCCAUCCCCCCGAAGCUCAUCCCCCUAGAUGAGGAGUGCUCCAUGGAUGAGACCCCCUAUGCUGAGGCACUGGAGCCCGGGGGUCCGGGCGGCUCUCCCGAUGGUGUGGCUGGCUCUAAGCUGCCUCCGGUGCUGGCCAACCUGAUGGGGAGCAUGGGUGCCGGAAAGAGUCCCCAGGGCCCUGGUGGAGGUGGCAUCAACGUGCAGGAGAUCCUCACCUCCAUCAUGGGCAGCCCCAACAGCCACCCCCCAGAGGAGCUGCUGAAGCAGCCAGACUACUCAGACAAGCUCAAGCAGAUGCUGGUGCCACACGGACUCCUUGGUCCUGGCCCCAUAGCCAACGGCUUCCCACCAGGAGGCCCUGGGGCCCCCAAGGGAAUGCAGCACUUUGCCCCCGGGCCGGGGGCUCCCAUGCCAGGUCCCCAUGGAGGGCCCGGUGGACCUGUGGGCCCGCGCCUCUUGGGUCCUCCCCCACCACCCCGUGGGGGUGACCCCUUCUGGGAUGGCCCAGGUGACCCCAUGCGAGGCGGCCCUAUGCGAGGGGGUCCAGGUCCUGGUCCUGGACCAUACCAUCGAGGCAGAGGUGGCCGCGGAGGCAAUGAGCCCCCUCCACCUCCUCCUCCAUUCCGAGGAGCCAGAGGAGGUCGAUCUGGAGCAGGCCCCCCAAAUGGACGUGGGGUUCCCGGCGGAGGCAUGGUUGGAGGCGCUGGGCAUCGGCCCCAUGAAGGCCCCAGUGGAGGCAUGGGUGGGGGCAGUGGACAUCGGCCCCAUGAAAGCCCCGGCAGUGGCAUGGGCAGUGGCAGUGGACAUCGGCCGCAUGACGGCCCUGGCAGUGGUAUGGGUGGUGGCAGUGGACAUAGACCCCACGAAGGCCCUGGACAUGGGGGACCCCACAGUCACAGGCCACAUGAUGUCCCUGGUCACCGAGGCCAUGACCACCGAGGUCCACCUCCUCACGAGCAUCGUGGCCAUGAUGGCCCUGGCCACGGAGGAGGGGGCCACCGUGGGCACGAUGGAGGCCACAGCCAUGGAGGAGACAUGUCAAAUCGUCCCGUCUGCCGACACUUUAUGAUGAAGGGCAACUGCCGCUAUGAGAACAACUGUGCCUUCUACCACCCAGGAGUCAACGGGCCCCCCUUGCCCUAGGGCCUGCCACCUGGCAUCGGCCGAGCUCCGUCACCCGUUAUGGCUUCUGUGAGGCCAAGUCCCCCGCCCCAGCUGGGGAGAAGCCGGCCAGCCCUCAGUCUCCCCUGCGUGGUCCAGCUUUCUCACCACUGGCACGUGUCUGUGUACAUAUUUCCCUCACUCCAGGGAGGUGAGACCGUCCAUGUCCUGGCUCUAGACUGCUGGCAGAGAGGCCCAGCCAGCUUCACUCUGGGCCCGCCUGGCCCUCCAUUGCCCCUCUGCCUGAGCACCUGGAGCUGGCCCCGGCUGCACGUACCCACCUGUCGGGGUCCUCACGUGCACAGACUGACGUGGGACCCAUGGCAGUCCUGGGGUCACCAUGUUCCUCUGGGGCUAGGGCACGGGAGGGUUGCUGCACAUCCUGCUGCACUGAGCGCUCUGCCAGGCUGGUGUGAGCUCCAAAACCAGCACCCCACCCCUGUGGCCACAGACGUGGGCUCUAAGCCACCCCCAGGGGAACCUGCACCUGCUAGGCUCGGUGACGGUAUCAGUCAGCGUCUAGGGCCGGACACUUCUUAGGACACUGGGAGGCCUGCUUUCCAUCAGCUCGGCACGCACUGGCGAAGGUCGUGCUGCAGACUGCCGGCAGAGCCAGCUGCUCCUCCUGUCCUCUCCCGCCCGUUGGCAUCAGUUGUUUUCUAUGAAAACAGUAAAUUGGUUGGGUUUUGUGCAGGGUCUUGGGUUAGAACCACAAUGGAUUUGAGGAUGAAUAUUUUCUUUUUCUUUUGGUUUUGUAUAUUUUGUACAUUAAUAAACAGUGGAAAGAGAAGCAGCCU
Octodon degus (degu) is the source of this 4186-nucleotide messenger RNA. It is a transcript of the gene Ppp1r10, whose product is annotated as protein phosphatase 1 regulatory subunit 10. Gene Ontology annotation, cellular component: nucleus. Bases 687 to 3371 code for a protein of 894 amino acids. Gene Ontology annotation, molecular function: metal ion binding. The transcript has 19 exons. NCBI's taxonomy places the organism in Eukaryota, Metazoa, Chordata, Mammalia, Rodentia, Octodontidae. The record is from RefSeq and is a predicted model, not a curated record.